Messenger RNA from Homo sapiens (human), 805 nucleotides. It is a transcript of the gene CCDC182, whose product is annotated as coiled-coil domain containing 182. Lineage: Eukaryota; Metazoa; Chordata; Mammalia; Primates; Hominidae. Gene Ontology annotation, biological process: female gonad development. The transcript has a single exon. The coding region runs from base 28 to 489 and encodes 153 amino acids. The record is from RefSeq and is marked validated.
CUCUCUUUGUCCAACGUAGAAGAGACAAUGGAACCCCUCUACCAGGCUGGGUCCAUUCUCAUGACGGUGAAUACCCUACAGGGGAAAAAAAUGAUAGAGAGUGGCCUCCAGUCUGGAGACUUUUCCCUGUCCCAGUCAUGGCCCUCCUGCCUCCCACCACCCGCUGACUUGGAGAUCCUGCAGCAGAAGGUGGCCGGGGUGCAACGGGAACUGGAGGACUUUAAGAAAGAGGCAUUGAAGUCCAUUCAUUACCUUGAAGACGCCUUCUGCGAGAUGAAUGGAGCCCUGGUGCAACAGGAGGAGCAGGCGGCUCGCGUGAGGCAGCGGCUAAGGGAGGAGGAGGACCGUGGCAUCGUGCGCAACAAGGUUCUCACCUUCCUGUUGCCGCGCGAGAAACAGCUCCGGGAGCACUGCAAGCGGCUGGAGGACCUGCUGCUGGACAGGGGACGUGACGCCCUGCGUGCCACCAAGAAGAGCCAGGCUGACUGAACCUCGUGGGUGGCACUAGCCAAGCACCAAGUUGAAGAUUUUUUUUAACGGAAGGAGAAACCCCAAGUCCCUACCCCCUUGCUUUCCCUUCCUCAUUUCCAUUGCUUUCCUUCUGCCUAAAUAACACCUUGCUGAGAGGCAAAAAGACUUCAAUAUUUUUUUUGGUGAAAUUCCAUUUAUCCAGCAUUCUAAAGGAAGGAGGCACCCCAGUACUGAGUCAGGCCCCUGUAACUUUCACUUGAACUGUUUUCCUGUUUGUAAUGGUACUAUUGCUCAAUGUAUACCUCUUUAUUUGUAUAGUAUAUUCUUAAACUGA